Microsporum canis CBS 113480 is the source of this 1377-nucleotide messenger RNA. Its product is annotated as chitobiosyldiphosphodolichol beta-mannosyltransferase. Gene Ontology annotation, molecular function: mannosyltransferase activity. Bases 1 to 1377 code for a protein of 458 amino acids. The transcript has 3 exons. The record is from RefSeq and is a predicted model, not a curated record. Gene Ontology annotation, cellular component: endoplasmic reticulum. NCBI's taxonomy places the organism in Eukaryota, Fungi, Ascomycota, Eurotiomycetes, Onygenales, Arthrodermataceae.
AUGCUUUUGAUACUGGUACUCUGCAUUCUUGUCAUUAUUAUCUCCUCAGCGGUUGUGCUUCAGCUGUUGCCCUCGCAAAAUGGAGAGGUCAGCCAAUCGCCCAAGUCUCCCGAUGCAGUGUCAGUUCAGAUCGUGGUUCUAGGGGAUAUCGGACAUAGCCCACGGAUGCAAUGCCAUGCACUUAGCAUCGCACGACAUGGUGGCCGUGUCUUUCUUAUAGGUUACCUCAAUUCCACCCCCAGCCAGGAGCUCCUGGAGCAUCCUCGUAUAUCAAUCGUGGCAUUGCCAUCCCCCCCAGCGUUUCUACAGGUCACAAACAAGCUUCUCUUUCCUGUUGCUGCCGUCGUAAAGGCUCUGCAACAAACAUGGCACCUGUGGGCAGCACUCGCUUAUCAUACAGAGCCUGCAAAAUGGAUGUUAGUACAGAACCCACCUGCAGUGCCAACUAUCGCAGUCGCACAGCUAGUCUGUCGUCUCCGGAAUACCCGUCUUAUUAUAGAUUGGCAUAAUUUCGGAUAUUCCAUCCUUGCGUUGAAGCUUGGAACUGCCCAUCCCAUGGUCAGGCUAAUGGCAUGGCAUGAACACUCGUUCUCCCAUUUUGCUACCGCCCACUUUUGCGUCAGCAACGCGAUGGCGCGGGUAUUAUGUGAGCAAGUGAAAAUUACGAAUCCCCCUUUGGUGCUCCAUGAUCGGCCUCCAGCUGUAUUCCACCCUAUUCUUGGGGAGAAAGAGCGUCUUGCGGCUUUGUCUUCUUUGCCUGAAACCAGCACAGCUGCUGAAGACAUCAUCUAUGGUCGAUGCGGGCUUCUAGUCAGUUCAACUUCUUGGACGCCGGAUGAGGACUUUUCCAUCCUACUUGAUGCUCUCUGUCAGUAUUCUACCCUGGCAAGAUCGUCGAACCUGAGCCUUCCAUCUCUCCUCGUUAUCAUAACAGGAAAAGGUCCCCAAAAGGGAAUGUAUCUCUCCCAAAUUGCUCAGUUAGAAGCAGAGGGGAAACUCUUCAAUGUGUCCAUAAAAGCUGCUUGGCUUACAUUCGAAAAUUACGCUCGAUUGCUUGCCUGUGCCUCAUUGGGAGUCUGCUUACAUACCAGUAGCAGCGGUGUCGACCUACCAAUGAAGGUUGUUGAUAUGUUUGGUGCUGGACUCCCCGUUAUUGGCUGGGAUCGGUAUGAAGCCUGGCCCGAACUUGUCACCGAGGGUGUCACUGGAAUGGGAUUUGAUAGUGCUGAGAGGUUGGUCGAGCUCCUCAAGAGGUUACUCAGCGGGGACGGAAGUGACCUAAAACUUCUACGGGAGGGAGCUAUCCGAGAAAGCAAACAUCGCUGGGAUGGGACAUGGGACCCCAUUGCUGGAAAGCUCCUAGGGCUUGUUACCUGA